Tarenaya hassleriana is the source of this 1963-nucleotide messenger RNA. RefSeq names its product probable mitochondrial-processing peptidase subunit alpha-1, mitochondrial. The record is from RefSeq and is a predicted model, not a curated record. NCBI's taxonomy places the organism in Eukaryota, Viridiplantae, Streptophyta, Magnoliopsida, Brassicales, Cleomaceae. The transcript has 13 exons. The coding region runs from base 103 to 1611 and encodes 502 amino acids. Gene Ontology annotation, cellular component: mitochondrion. Gene Ontology annotation, molecular function: metal ion binding; metalloendopeptidase activity. Gene Ontology annotation, biological process: proteolysis.
AAAGCCUGGUUUCUUCUCUUCUCCAUCAGCCUCCGCCUCUCUCCGUCGUCCACUCCAAAAUCAAUCCUUCGCCCUCCGAUCUAGGGUUUCGCAGUCGCCGCUAUGUAUCGCACGGCAGCUUCACGAGCUAGAUCCCUCAAGGGCUGUCUUACUCGUAAUGUGCGGGCAGCACGCUAUGCGAGUUCGAGUGCUGUUUCUACAAGUUCUUCGUCGGGUGGCUUGUUCAGCUGGUUGACCGGCGAAACAUCUAGCUCGCUACCUCCGAUGGACAUGCCGCUGAAGGGUGUCUCCAUUCCACCACCGCUCGCUGACCAUGUCGAGCCAAGCAAAGUUAAAGUCACUACUCUUCCGAAUGGCCUUAAAAUAGCCUCAGAAACAUCGCCCAACCCGGCAGCCUCCAUUGGUUUGUAUGUUGAUUGUGGUUCGAUUUACGAGACAACUUAUUCCCAUGGAGCAACACACUUGCUCGAAAGGAUGGCUUUCAAGAGCACAUUGAACAGGAGCCAUCUGCGUCUCGUGAGGGAAGUAGAGGCUAUCGGAGGAAACACAACAGCAUCUGCAUCUCGGGAGCAAAUGGGGUAUACUAUCGAUGCUUUGAAAACCUAUGUGCCCGAAAUGGUGGAAGUGCUUAUUGACAGUGUGAGAAACCCUGCCUUCUUGGACUGGGAAGUUAAUGAAGAGCUGCAAAAGGUGAAAUUGGAGAUUGGGGAACUUUCCAAAAACCCUAUGGGCUUCAUCAUGGAGGCUGUCCACUCUGCUGGUUAUGCCGGUGCAUUGGCAAAUCCAUUGUAUGCACCUGAGUCUGCAUUAAACCGAUUGAAUGGGGACGUCUUGGAAGACUUUGUUGCUGAGAAUUUCACUGCUGGACGAAUGGUACUGGCAGCAAGUGGAGUUGAUCAUGAGGAACUUUUACGAGUUGCUGAGCCGCUGCUUUCUGACAUUCCUAAAGUAGCCCGCACAGAGGAACCAAAAUCUCAAUAUGUUGGUGGAGAUUUUCGUCAACAUACUGGAGGAGAGGCCACACACUUUGCCCUUGCUUUCGAAGUGCCCGGCUGGCACAACGAGAAGGAAGCUGUGAUUGCGACUGUUCUUCAGAUGCUGAUGGGAGGAGGAGGCUCGUUCUCUGCCGGAGGGCCUGGAAAAGGAAUGCACUCGUGGCUGUAUCUCCGAGUCUUGAAUGAAUAUCAGCAGGUUCAAUCAUGCACUGCAUUCUCUAGCAUCUUUAACAACACUGGUUUGUUUGGCAUCUAUGGUUGCUCGAGUCCUGAGUUUGCUGCAAAAGCAGUUGAAGUAGCGGCUAAAGAACUGAAAGAUGUUGCAGGAGGAAAAGUUAACCAGAAGCAUCUCGACCGUGCCAAGGCAGCCACGAAAUCUGCCAUUCUCAUGAAUCUGGAAUCUCGGAUGAUUGUAGCUGAAGACAUAGGAAGACAGAUACUGACAUACGGGGAGAGGAAACCCGUCGACCAAUUCUUGAAGACGGUGGACCAACUCACCCUUAAGGACAUUGCCGACUUCACCAGCAAGAUUAUCGCAAAGCCUUUGACAAUGGCGUCUUUCGGAGAUGUGAUGGGUGUCCCGACCUACGAUACCGUAAGCAGCAAAUUCUCUUGAAGAAGAACAACGAGAAAUUCUUUUGUGUAUCAUCAACUGGAGUUUGGGACUCUGCAGAAUAAAAAAGAAAAGCCCCUUUGAAGAGCCGACCGUUUUUGUUUCUUUUUGAUUCACCACAACAGUUUCUUCAGCCAGUUUCGGAGUAUUUCUUCUCUCCGAUAAGCGAUCGGUACGUGAAUAAAGAUCGAAACGGUUUUCGAUUCUUACGGGCAUUGCUUGUCUGAUUGUUUACAGGGGAAUGCAACUGUUUCUUUUUCUUGAGCUUGAAAGUUUUCUUGUUUAUUUGAUCAUAUGACAAUGCAACUGCCAACGUCCCAACUCGUUAACAAAUCUCGCAGGACGUUUCACGUUU